Messenger RNA from Purpureocillium takamizusanense, 1029 nucleotides. RefSeq lists its product as uncharacterized. Lineage: Eukaryota; Fungi; Ascomycota; Sordariomycetes; Hypocreales; Ophiocordycipitaceae. The record is from RefSeq and is a predicted model, not a curated record. The transcript has a single exon. Gene Ontology annotation, biological process: protein phosphorylation. Gene Ontology annotation, molecular function: protein kinase activity; ATP binding. Bases 1 to 1029 code for a protein of 342 amino acids.
AUGGGACGACUUCCACAAUACGAUCUCACUGUGUGGCAAAUACACGAAACGGAAGAUGAUUGUGACUUUGUCAUUCGGACUAACAAUGGAAGGGCCUUCUAUUGCACAAUACUUCCUUCUGACUUUCACGAGUCCCCUCAAGUCACCCAGCAAUACUUUCGAUGCCUCCAUCUCUUACGUUCUGGCGAAGAGGAAAUAGACGACUUUUACAUGGACGAUGCGCUUGAGUGGCUAGCGGAUGCCUUCCGACCCCUGGUAUUGCAGCAGGCUUCAAUUCCCCUCACGCUACCUCGUGGGCGGCCGACUUUGUCAGAAUACUUGUUUCCCGUCUCGCACGAUUGCCGCUUGGCUGCUUCGCAUGAUGAGCUCCGACCAUUUACAGUUCAUCACGAAGACCACGGCUGUAAAGGCCGUCUUGUUGCUUUGGACAGUUCCUUGAUCGACAGCUUAGAGCAAUGGACGCAGUCAUACAACCCAUCCGAUGUCGAGAUCUGCUACGACCACCCUGACGAUGAUCUGAUCCUCAUCAAACCGCCUACUAAAGUCGUAGUUGGUGCCCAAGAUCACCAGGUCACCUGCUUCUUCAAGCGUUUCAACACAUCAUUCGGUAAAAGAGGCGCCGCGAAGGAGCUCGAGUCGUUGAGGGCAAUUGCCAUGGCAGAGCUGCCGCCAGAUGCACUCGUCUGUCGCCUCCAAGGCGUUGUGCGAACUGAAGAUGGCGCGGCGGGAAUGCUAUUCACCUGGAUAAAGAAGAAAGAAGUCCUGUCUCGAUCGCUCGCGGAGGAGGCUUCGGCCGAGCUGAGGAGGCGUUGGGCUGACCAAAUCACCUAUACGCUGAAACAGCUGCAUGAACGGGGCAUCAUCUGGGGGGAUGCAAAGGCCGCAAAUGUCCUGAUCGAUGAGAAUGACGAUGCUUGGAUCAUUGACUUUGGUGGCAGCUAUACCGUUGGCUGGGUCGACAAGGACAAGGCCGGGACGCUGGAGGGUGACAUGCAAGGCCUGGCCCGGAUCAUGGAUACACUUUCCUGA